UAUAAGAUCCCUCUACUCAAGCACUAUGACUAAAUUUAUAUACGUCUUUAUUCUCUUUCUUGUCAUGACUUUUGUCACUCACAUUGCUUAUGGUGGUAGCGAAGGAUCUCUUACACCAAAAGAAUGUCCAAGAAAAUGUGACUAUCGUUGUUCAAAGACUUGGGUUAAGAAGAGGUGUCUCACCUAUUGUAAUUUGUGUUGUGAAAAAUGUUUAUGUGUUCCGUCUGGAACUUACGGUAACAAGAAAGAAUGUCCAUGUUAUAACAACUGGAAAUCCAAAAAUGGAAAACCAAAGUGCCCUUGAUUCAA
Vigna angularis (adzuki bean) is the source of this 309-nucleotide messenger RNA. RefSeq names its product peamaclein-like. The transcript has 3 exons. The record is from RefSeq and is a predicted model, not a curated record. Lineage: Eukaryota; Viridiplantae; Streptophyta; Magnoliopsida; Fabales; Fabaceae. Bases 26 to 304 code for a protein of 92 amino acids.